This is a messenger RNA of Glossina fuscipes, 828 nucleotides long. RefSeq names its product neuropeptide F. The transcript is spliced from 3 exons. The record is from RefSeq and is a predicted model, not a curated record. The coding region runs from base 369 to 782 and encodes 137 amino acids. Lineage: Eukaryota; Metazoa; Arthropoda; Insecta; Diptera; Glossinidae.
UAAAAAAAUAAAUUCGCUGUAAGAGCAAAUUAUGAUCUAGUUGACAGAAUUGUUUUGCGGCUCUUUGCCAACGAGUGAAAAGUGCUAUAAGUUUUAUAACCGCCUUAAGGAAAACCCAUACAAGUUAUACAAACAUCUACUAACCAUUAUAUCAUUUCAAGUAGUAGAUCAAAUUUCAUAUAUUUAUGGUCAAAGAUCAGUUUCAUAGCUUUGAUAUAUAAUUUUCGACUUGCAAUUAGCAAGUAAUAAUAAGUUUUAAUAGAAAAUAAGAAGUAUUCGCACUAUUUUCGAGCCACAUGAUCCAUUUGGAAAGUGCACUUUCAUUUUGCAUGUAAAGUGCAAGAGUGCAAGAAAAAGGUUUCAUUUUUAUGGAAAGGAAAAGCAGGUCUACAAAACGUUUUCCAAAACACAACUCAUGCAUUUUAAUAACUAGUUACUUGCGCGAGUACGAAUAUGUGUGUGUAUUUCUCUCUUUUUGCUUUCAGAAAAUUUAUUUCAUAAUGGCAUACACUUUACGUCGCGUUCUCGUCCUAUUGACUAUUCUGUCUCUGUUUAACGCGAAAGUAUUCGGAAAAAAUACAAGACCAACGCGUAAUGACGAAAUUGCCAAUAUUGAGGAAGCUCUCCAAUAUCUGCAAGAACUGGAAAAUUUCUACGACGGCAAGGCCAGAAUUCGCUUUGGUAAACGUAGUUACUUGAUGCAAAUGCUUAAAAAUCGCUUAGGCGAGGCAGGAGAAAUGAAUCGCGCUCACAACUCGGGAGACUCUUUCCAAUUGGUUUAAUCUCUCCCUAAAAGAUUUAAGAUAAGUAUAAUCAUCAGCGCAUUUG